AUGAUGGACAAGCUACGCCAACUUCGCGAUCGAGGCCGCCAUGAGAAUGAUCACGACGAUGUGGGAGAAACACCCGUCUUAGACGACAACGUCGCAUACAACAGCGCGGUCGUGCCAGAAAAUAUCGAAGGCGUCGAAGGACCUACGCGGAAAGAAAAGCUGAAGAACAAGGUCGAGAUCUUCAAGCAUGCCAUUGCGCAUCCUCAUCAAUCCAUUAAGCAGAAUCAGCAAAAGGCGCUGAUCAAAGGUCUCACUCUGAGCGAGCGUCCAUCGCUGCACGAUCAGGCUAAGGGGGAUGAGCAGAUAUGGGAAGCGCAUGACCGACUACGUGUGGCGAAGGAACAGCAGGAGCUACAUCCAGAGGACAAUUUUCUUGGUAUCCAGGUCGAAAGUGCAGAACAACAUGUGCAACAGCUGGAGUCCGAUCGCGAACAGAUGCAGGUUGCCUGGCAUAUGGGGAGAUAUGUGCAUCGUGCCCGAGCGGUGCAGUAUGGUCUGGAAUAUCCGAACGCCACCUCCGAGAGGUACAGCAAGCUUGAUCCUGUCUCGCGGAAGAAGAACUUCUUAUGGUUGAACAAUGAGGUACCCUACGAUCGCGAGGUCCUGAUCACGACCAUCGAGCGUCUCCUCCUCACCACACAUACCUACCAAAACUGGUGGAUGCGAGUGCGUCGCAUAUAUCGUUGGGAGGACCCUUCAUUGACGGCGAAAUGGCUCAUAGCCUACCCCAUCCUAUGGUAUUUCAACUACUGCAUGACCGCCUUCUGGGCGUACCUCCUCUACUCCAUGUGGUCCAAUCGCCACGGCGCAGCGACCAGAGGGUGGAUGCACAACUCCAACACACGAGCCACCGAUACCAAUGGCACUGCCGCCAUGAUAUCCGAAAUGAUCAUCCGUCACGGCCCCGAUUCGUGGUUCGAGCCUUUCCUCGACGAGUUUGGGCCCUGGCUACAAGAACAAUUUCUGGACUUGGCUCAGUUCCUGGAGAUCACGAAUUCCCUCUACCAGUGGCGGAAUGUCCCAGUGAACUAUGGUACUAGCUUCGCGUAUGUGUGUUUGUUCUUGGUCAGUGCCAUAUCGGAUUACCAGACUAGCAUGAAGAUCAUGUGGAUGGCUGCUGGGCUGUUCUUCUUUAUGGUGCGGCCAGUGGCGAGCUUGUAUCCGCGUUUUAGGCACGUGGUUGAUCCGAUGCGGUGGUUCUUUUGGCAUCAGCCUACACUUUCGGAGCACUUCUUUUCCUAUUUGAAAGAACACGCGCAAGAUGCUGUACGGAAGUAUCAAGACGAUCGCGAAACCGACGACAAUAGCGAAAGCUUUCACAGCCUCGACACGAUACACGAUGACAACGAGAGCUUCUUCGACUGCGAAACCACUCUCCCAAACACUCGCGCCCACUGCUCCUCCCAACGUGGCACCCUCGAACUAGCCCCCACCUCCCUCCGCUUCGUCGCCCACGGCCAUCGCCCUCGAACCAUCUGGUCCCACCCCCUAUCCCACAUCCUCGAAAUCUCCAAACUCACCAUCCCCCUCACCUCGCUCCCCCCGCAGGAAAUGCCAGGUGUCACGAAGAUCACGAACAACACGUCAGCGUUGACGAUCUUCUGGAUCAAACCUGAGAUGAGGCAGCGGUUGAAGACGACGGAGGAGCAGCCUGAUUCGGCAGAUGUGUGUGUGCAGGAGACGUGUUAUGCUAUGGAGAAGGAGCCGAGGGAUUGGUUGUGCAAUGCUAUUUUGGGGGUUAGUGGGAUUACUUGGAUGGAGCUGCAGCCUAGAGCGCUGGAGCAGACGAGGUCGAAUUGA
This is a messenger RNA of Fulvia fulva, 1800 nucleotides long. RefSeq lists its product as uncharacterized. The record is from RefSeq and is a predicted model, not a curated record. Gene Ontology annotation, biological process: negative regulation of toll-like receptor 9 signaling pathway; apoptotic process. Bases 1 to 1800 code for a protein of 599 amino acids. NCBI's taxonomy places the organism in Eukaryota, Fungi, Ascomycota, Dothideomycetes, Mycosphaerellales, Mycosphaerellaceae. The transcript has 4 exons.